Molecule: messenger RNA, 3848 nt
Organism: Rhipicephalus sanguineus (brown dog tick)
Lineage: Eukaryota; Metazoa; Arthropoda; Arachnida; Ixodida; Ixodidae
Exons: 8
Coding region: 129-2036 (635 amino acids)
Source: RefSeq, a predicted model, not a curated record
UCGUUGUUCCGCAGCGCUCCUCCGUUCGUUAGAGCCUCGGGCCCGCUCGAUGGCUGCAGUCGCCGCCUCAUCUAGCGAACGCUAGGAACUUCUGAGCUGACGGACAAGGCUAAGGCGCGGCCGCCGGCAUGCUGCGCAGCGGCUCCCUGCUUGUCCUGGUGGCGGGGCUGGCGGUCUGCCUCGACCUUGAGAACCUCCAGAGGUCAUCCCACUUCCCCGGCUCCGGCGGCGCCUCUCCUCAGCAGGGCCAGCAGCACCACUACGGCGUCACCAAGCGGACCUCUGUUCCCCGGAGGGACCCCGAGGAGCUCCACAGGCGGCCCCUUGUGGCGCCCUCCAGCAGCAGCCCAGAAGAGAGACUCUACUACCGGCUCCUUUCCAGCCGCAUGGCUCGGCUGCUCCCCGCGCUCUUGGGCGAACAGCAGCAGAAGCAGUACGCCGGAGAGACUCCCAUGGUCGGUGCGUCCUCCUUCUUCGACGACGACGACGACGACAGCCGCAAUGCUGGUCGCGCAACCAGCCACGUGGCAGAUGAGGACGCCGGAGAGGAGGGGCAGGGAGACGAGCAAGAGGCCGACCAAGUGAUGAUGUACCUGCCCAAGAGACGCGUAGUGCACUCCACGGCGGGAAGGCUGCAGGAGCCGCGAUUCGCUGAGAUGAGCCACUCCGUGUACGGCAUCCGCAAACGCGUGGCUCCCUUCACACGGCGCCUGCAAGUGGCGAGGCAAGAUGAAAAGCGCAAGCGCUCCACACGGCGCCAGCUUAAGGACGUGGCGUCUCCCUUCCGGCGGAAGAAGGCGUUCAGCAAGAAGGAGAGCGCUGCGACGAAGGCGUCCUCCUCCUUCCUCUCGGGACACCAGGGCUCCGGAAGAAGCUCGACUGUACCAGUGGUGGUUGGCAAUGCCACUGUCCAGAAAUCCGACGCCAAGGCUCAUAGCAAGACUUCAUCAGGUGGAGCUGCCAACGGUGGGAACAAGAAGUACCACAUUAUGAAGCGCAGCAGCUACAGUACAGAUGACAAGGUGACUGGCGAGCUUCGGAACAUUUUUGAAGAAGACGACGACGGCCGCAAGAAACGGGAGAAGAAGACGCUGAAAAAGAGGGAGAACGCGGCGAACGCAUUAAAAGGGCCAUCAGGAGUUGACGACGCAUCCAGCGCGGCGUCUGUUGGCAGCCAUGGCGCUGCGACGGCGUCCAAGGGUGGUUCCGGGACCUCUACCGACGAAGACAAGUUCAAGAAAUGGCUCCUGGAUGAGUACUACCGCACCAUGGCGCUGUCGUUUGCCAGUAUGCGCCGCAAGCGCAUGGCUACACAUCAAGACACACUGGACCUCCGCCAGGUCAAGAGGACAGCACUUCCACCAUCCGCACCGGUCGCUGGCACUGCUGAUGACCAGUUUCAGGCGGUCGAAGAUAAACUGCGCACCAUCGAGGACACCAUGAUUGGUGAAGCCGUGGCGCUUGUCCGAGAUGGCGCCAGCGACGAAGCCGAGCUGCGUGCUAUCAACGCCGGGGUCGCGUCGCGACUUGACGCUGCGUACGACUUGGAGAGCGUGCGCCAGUCCCUGGACCACCUUCAGUCGACGCUGGAAGACAUGCGCCGCCAGGAGCUCCAGGCAGCCCUGGCAGAAGACGGUGACGAAGAGGAGAGCACUUCUGCUGCCGCCCUCCGAAACGAUGGCGCUGAAGAGCAGACCCAAAGCUCUUCGUGGGCCCAGCUGACCGACAAGCAGAACUGCCCUGCGGUGCAGCUGCUCAGCAGUUCUUGCCCAGCCGCGGCGCAGUCUGCCAGCCCGGUUCCAGCAAUGCAGAGGCUUCUUCUCGACGCCUGCGAGUGGCAACAGACGUGCUAUGUCUGUGGUUCUUACUACGGCCUCGGAGCUGAAGAAUGCGAGGGCGGUGGUGGCAGCCACGGUGGUUCUUUGCAGUUCACGCGGCUGCUUGUCAGUCAACUCCUGCUGCGUCAAACCAAGAAUGUGCAGGCUCAAGCCGCGUGCGCCGAGUCCUGCGUCGCGGACCUUCUGCUGAGUCACUGAGCGGAAAAGGAGCGAGGGCCUACGACAUACACAACAUCGCACCGGAGACCCCAGCAAACUCUGAGACGGAGGUUACGCCACACGUCGCUACGGGGACGGCAGAAGCUGAAUUUAAAAAAAAAAGGCCACGAAAGUCGAGCCGACAGGAACUUGGUUUCCAGUUGCGCAUCUUUAGCUUGUUUCAUCACCGUAUAACCCAGCCCGUGCCUCUCAGGUAUGCAGACGGUCAGUCACGCUAGGUUCAACACUUGUAUGUCUUCAUUUCUCUGUGUUGACUGAUGUCCUUUCAUUCACGUAAAAGUGUCCGGUGUUGGUACAGGAGGUACUUUCUAUGUUUUUAGCACUACUUGAUGUAUUCAUCGAGAGAUAUUCUUGGGUGUCGAUUGUAUACGCAUGCCUUGCUGAUGAGCCGCAGUUGUAACGUUCGAUUUCGGGCCAACGAACGCUCGAAGGUGAUACCAUUCUGAGAGGGAACAAAGAUAAAAGAACUUCCACGUACUGACACAUUGCUUUGAAAUUGUCUAGUUGUGCGAACAAAUCUGAUUCGUUCCUUAGCUUCCUCGAUGUGUCUGAGUGUACAGUAAUGAAAACCUUAUUCGGCGCAGUAUUUUUCGUUUGACACAGUGCGAGGAGCAAUGGAAGAUUAUAAGCUCUUGCACACUGUCAUCACUGCGCGCUUUUAUCUUUGUCCUUCAUAGGAGUUUCUGAGCAUAUGCUAAUUUUCAAUGAAAAACCUUGGGAAGGUCAUGAGUUAUAAAAUUGUCCUUGAUGUACUACCUGCCAGUUUUCGCGAUAACAUUCCGUGGUGCCUGUUCCAAAGACGUAAGCGUUAAGGGGUGUUGCACAUUCCCGCCGUAGCAGAGCAUCCACGUCGGCCACGGCUCACUAGAGCGUGCUAUUUACUGAGUAAGGAAGGAACAAUAGACACAUCAGGCCUUUGCGAACACUCGGAAUUUAGAACCCCGCAUGUAAUUCCCAUUUUGUUGUAAUGCUGAUCACAAAGGGCUUCUUUGCUUAAUGUAUUCAUACAAUUCUUGCUGUCUCGAAAGCCGAGCUUUGCUCGCUCCUUAUUGUAUUCUAAGAUCCUGAAGUAUCCAGGAUAUGUUUUCUAUAGUUGGUGAAAAUACAUAAUCGUAAUAUUGUGCCGAGGCAGCAGAUGCAAUUUGUAAAAGGCAAAUAUGUAAAAAGAUAUGACCAGGUUUGCCUGCAAAAAAGAAAAAAAGAAACUAUCAAGCACCUAGAAGUGAAUUUUUGCCGAAAGCUUGGCUGUUUAUUUAAAGAAUGUAGGAUACGAGUUGAAACAGGUUUUUAUUUGAGAAUUAUGAACAACGGGAUGAUGUAACUUCUCCGCAGGGCGCUCAAAAGCGGGUCUUCGGGAAACCUUGCGUCCACAAAAUGAGAGAUAUGAACGAAAUAGAUGGAAUCAAAUUUUCCUGAAUACACCACGCGCCCAUUAGGGGAUGUGGAUGCCUACAAUAAGAAAAUAAAUGCGCGACGUAGUCUUAUUGUGGUAUGCGCACAUGUCGUUCGUCGUGUCUGCACAUUGCGCUUACAUAUGUUUACCAAUACAGCAGUGUUGGCACAGUGGUAUGGUACAUUUUUAAGACCGAGUGUGUGACCGCUGCAUGGUUUGAUCCCAUUAAAAUGACCUCAUUUCAGCGUGACCUUUCCCGUUUGUUGUCCGUAAGAUAUUGGAAUGCCGGUCUGUGCAUAUACAUAUGUAGCAUUGACGUGCCAUUCUUGUCCGAAUAAAACGCUGCGAAUGUGUUCAAGAAAUGUGAUAAUAAUAAAGAAUAACUAUAUACUGUUGAA